Messenger RNA from Xenia sp. Carnegie-2017, 1128 nucleotides. RefSeq names its product stromal cell-derived factor 2-like. Bases 89 to 730 code for a protein of 213 amino acids. NCBI's taxonomy places the organism in Eukaryota, Metazoa, Cnidaria, Anthozoa, Malacalcyonacea, Xeniidae. The record is from RefSeq and is a predicted model, not a curated record. The transcript has 6 exons.
AAGUAAAGUAAAAACUUUUAAAAUAUAUAGUAGUAAAUGAAAUUUGUAAAAGAUAUUGUUGCUGAUAUAUGAAGUACGGUUUUAUAGAAUGUACAGUAGCUUCUAUCAGUUUUUCUUUUCCGUUUCUUGCUAUUUUUUAAUGCAAAAUCAUGUGUAUGUUUUUGGAAAUUUAGAUAAUGAAUUCAAGUUUGUUACAUGUGGUAGUGCCGUAAAACUUCUCAAUCCAUACCACAAUGUAAGAUUACAUUCACACGAAGUCAAGUAUGGUUCAGGCUCUGGACAACAGUCAGUUACAGGUGUUGGUGCACAAGAUGAUAUUAACAGCUUGUGGAUAGCAAAGGGUAAAACAGGAACACCUUGCAAACGAGGAAACCCUAUAAAAUGCGGUAGCACUAUUCGCCUGGUUCAUCAGAGUACUCAACGGUACUUACACAGUCAUCUAUUUCAAUCACCACUUUCAAGCAACCAAGAAGUCAGUGCAUUUGGUGAGCAUGGUGUAGGGGAUGAUGGUGAUCAUUGGUCUGUCAUUUGUUCUACCAAAUAUUGGAACAGGAGUGAUAAAGUGCGCUUCAAACAUACACUUACAAAGAAAUAUUUACAUAUCUCAGGUGCAACCUUUGGCCGACCGAUCAGUGGACAAAGUGAAGUGAGUGCUUAUUCCUAUACCGAACCUGGUAAUGAAUGGAAAGCCAUGGAAGGUAUCUACAUACAUGAUAGCUCAGAGAAAUGAAGAACUAACAAAACAAGAGCAAUGCCAUUCAAAUAAAAGAACAGCUAAAGGAACUUUUAUUGCUUAUAAGAAUUAGAUUUGAAUCACAAAUUCCAAGGUGAAAUUCAAUUUACAUCGGUAGAAAGCAACCUACAUAAAUUUUCCAUGUAUGCAUAUUUGUGUAAGUAGUUUUUUGAAAGUCUCAUUGUAUAAAACACAAGCACUGUUAUUUACUUAACAUAAGCAUUUUACAUAGAGGAAAAACUCUACUUUUACAUUCUUUGUUUCCAUGUUUCCUUGAGAUAAAUUUUUUCGCCAAAUCUCGAUGUGAUAGUAAUACCACCAGCUUCAACUAAUCUUGUAUUUUACUAGUAGAAAAAUCAAAUUCAUUUAUAUAACAUGUGUAUAAUCUUGGGAAA